GUCGGGGCGGGGAGCGGCGGGGCCGGGCGGGCGCCGCCACCCCCAGCGCCGCAGCAGAGCAGAGCAGAGCCCGGCUCAGCGCAUCCCUCUCGUCCAUGCCAGGUGCCUGUUCCCGGCCGCGCCGCGACUGAGGAACGAUGGGGCCCCUGCGGGAGAGCAGCAAGGAGCAGAAGACGCAGCUGGAAAGGGAGGUGUCCCGCAGCCGCAUCCCCCGCCUGGUCCUCCGGCCGCAGCAGAAGGUAUCCCCAGCUUCCGAAUCGCCCUUUUCGGAAGAGGAAAGCCGGGAAUUCAACCCGCCCAGUUCCUCCGGGCGCUCUGGCAGGACCAUCAGCAGCAACAGCUUCUGCUCAGAUGACACUGGCUGUCCUAGUAGCCAGUCAGUAUCUCCAGUUAAGACUCCUCCUGAUGCUGGAAACAGUCCAAUCAGUUUUUGCACUGGUAGCGAUGGAGACUUCUCCAGGAAGAAAUUCAGUCCAGGGUCAAUGAGUGAAGGGAAUACACAGCUGGCUCGAUAUAAGAAGGAGACAAAGACAAGCCUUGUAAAGCCCGGCAGUGAAGCUGAUUUUAGCUCUUCAAGCAGCACGGGCAGUAUUUCAGCACCUGAAGUCCAUAUGUCUGCUGCUGGAAGCAAAAGAUCUUCUUUUUCUCGCAAUCGUGGCCCUCAUGGUCGGAAUAACGGAUCCUUAUCCUACAAGUCUGGAACCAGCCCACCUGCUUCCCAUGGAAAGGACCCUUCGUCAACACUGUGCAAAACCCAUCUGAAUCCUGCUAACAUCCAUCAGAGUUACAGGGCUUCUUCAGCCAGCAGCAGCAACUCAGGCUCAUACAAAGGAAGCGACAGCAGCCCAGUGAUGAGGCGAUCAGGGAGAUACAAUUCUUGUAGUGACAAUCACAGCAUUAAACCACAAAAUCCAGAGCAGUAUUUGACUCCUCUGCAGCAGAAAGAAGUGGCAGUACGGCAUUUGAAAACCAAGCUGAAGGAAUCUGAGAGCAAACUUAAAGAAAGGGAAACAGAAAUAGAAGAGCUUAAAGCUCAGCUGGGACGGAUGAGGGAAGACUGGAUUGAGGAAGAGUGCAAUCGUGUGGAGGCAGAGCUUGCCUUAAAGGAAGCAAGAAGUGAAAUUAAACAACUCAAGCAGGUUAUUGAAACCAUGAAAGACAGCUUGGCUGAGAAAGACAAAAAAAUUCAGAAAUACUUCAUAGACAUAAACAUUCAAAACAAGAAACUGGAAUCUUUGCUGCAGAGCAUGGAGAUUGCUCAGAACCACUCUGUGAGGGAUGAGCAGUGCCUGGAAUACACGUCCGACUCAGAGGAGAAGCCGUUAGCAUUGUGUGCCACCGUGCCAGACAGCCUCAUCACACAGGAACAAGCUCUGGGGGAGGUGGCAGACAGUGAGGUGCUUCUUAGUGAGGACAGAGCUAACGGGACUGACUCAUCUGCAGGGAGUUUGACCACCACAGCCUCCGAGUUGAGUGAUCCAGCUCCCUUCAGUGCUGCUGUAACUAAAGAAAUGCUUGAAAUCGUUCUGGAUGGAAAACUAACUUAUUGCCAGGAGGAAGAGAAAAGUAACAACAUGAUGGUGGAGCAGGCUAUCCAGACUGACGUGGUGCCAUAUAGCCUAGAUGUGGAGCAGCUCAUUCAAAAUAUCUUCAGAGCUCAAGAUACCUGUCCUCUAAGCCCACCUUCUUCACUGAAGGAAUUGGGUGAAUUUUCUCUUGAAAGCUUCAGUGAUUCUGGUAUCAUAGUGGACUUAACUCCAAGUGAUCCCAAUUCUGCCAUCCUUUUGUCUCCUAUGGAGUCUCCAUGCAGAAAGGUGGAGCACGGAGUUAAUGAAAAUCGUUUCAUGAAAGAACUUGAUUUUACAGAACCUCAUGAUGAUGAAUGCUUUGAGUAUGUCAAUACAGGAAUAAAGAGGAGAUACUGGAGCAGCAGUCUCCUUGGAGAUCUUCUGGCUGUAGCAGCCCCUGUUGUACCAACUAUUUUGUGGGCUUUGAGUACUCAGAGAGGAGGAACAGAUCCUAUUUACAAUAUUGGAGCAUUGCUUCGUGGUUGCUGCCUGGUGGCCCUGCACUCUUUACGCCGAACACCCUUCAAUAUCAAAACCUAAAGAAUACUCUGUCCCUGGGCACCAACUGGCUGUAGCAGAGAGAAAGAGGGAUGAAAUAGAUUAUAAAAAGUUACUGUAUAUUCUGGCAGAGUCCAUCAUUUUGCUUUUGACUAUUUGAUUUGCACUAUAAAUCACUUUGAAAACAUGUUCCUUGUUUUAAAACAAAAAAGCUGAAGGUGUUUUUAACAGAUGUUUUUAACAGUACUGCUGCUUACAGAAAUACUCCUCCUGCCCCCAGGCACAGAUCCCUCCCCUGUGCUGGUGUCUUUCUUGUGCCAGUGCAUCUGCACAGUGAACAUGACCAGGGAAAUCAGGAACUACAGCUAGUGCUCUUUUAUGUCCGAUUGCCAAGUUAGCAUUAAGCUCAGUCACUUUCCCGGGAUGGUUCACCAGCGAAUGCACAAAGCACUUUGCACUGACUCAAGGGUGGUGUGAGAUGUGCACGGGGACAAAUGGCCGGAAAAUGGUGGGGUAUUUCUCUAGACAGCACUAACCUGAAACAUCUGUGAAACUACAGUGUUAAGUAACUGAAAUGAAGACUCACUCCCCUUAAGGUAUCACUCCUGUGCUCCAGAAAGCAUGCUAGCGCUUUCCAUUUGUUGUCCCAAGUGUCAAUUCCGUUUAGAGGUAAAACCCGUAUUCCCCAGGCAGCUUCCAGCACAUCGUUUGUGCCUGUCUUGUGUAGUGCUCUUCUCAAUCGUGCAAUUGCUUGAGCAUUUCACUUGGUCUUGUGCGUAUACAGGGACUGUAACCAAAAAUGUACACUGUUGGGAGUCUUCACACUUGUUACAAUGAUAAGUAUAGGCGUGGAUACACUUUGACUCUUAAUGUUGUUUUAAAGUCUUAAUGUAUUGGAACCAGAUAGUCUUUUGAGCCCUUUGAAAUACUAUGUAUAAAUGUAUUGUGUUUUAACUUAUUGUUUAUUUAAUUGCUUAAUUGUAAAUUAUCUUUAUAAUCACAAAUUCAGUAAAGCAUGAUAGAAAUGUCAAA
This is a messenger RNA of Myiozetetes cayanensis, 3098 nucleotides long. It is a transcript of the gene SYBU, whose product is annotated as syntabulin. Bases 138 to 2108 code for a protein of 656 amino acids. NCBI's taxonomy places the organism in Eukaryota, Metazoa, Chordata, Aves, Passeriformes, Tyrannidae. Gene Ontology annotation, cellular component: cytoplasmic microtubule; vesicle. Gene Ontology annotation, biological process: synapse maturation; axonal transport of mitochondrion. The record is from RefSeq and is a predicted model, not a curated record. The transcript is spliced from 7 exons.